This is a messenger RNA of Rana temporaria (common frog), 4135 nucleotides long. RefSeq names its product integrin subunit alpha 2 (gene ITGA2). Bases 164 to 3691 code for a protein of 1175 amino acids. The record is from RefSeq and is a predicted model, not a curated record. Lineage: Eukaryota; Metazoa; Chordata; Amphibia; Anura; Ranidae. Gene Ontology annotation, molecular function: integrin binding. Gene Ontology annotation, cellular component: integrin complex; external side of plasma membrane. Gene Ontology annotation, biological process: cell-cell adhesion; integrin-mediated signaling pathway; cell adhesion mediated by integrin. The transcript is spliced from 30 exons.
GUGAUCACCCUGUGGGCUGUGCACUCUGAAUCAGGCUGUGUCCCCUCCCAGUCCAUGCUCUGCUGCCUUCUACUAUAAGAGCUCAAGCUAGGAAAGCAUUCAACUUUCUGCUUGUCUGCUGCUCCCAGGACAUAUCACUGUGCACACAAGUUCUAUACUUUAUAUGAUGGACAGAAGAAAUUGCAUUUCUUUGCUCUUUAUUAUUCAAGGCAUUCUGCUGAAAUUCUGCAUGUCAUACAAUGUCGGUCUUUCCAGUAACAAAGUACUUUCUGGUCCAAAAGAUGUACAGUUUGGUUAUGCCAUUCAGCAAUUUAAAAAUUCUGAGGGAAACUGGCUGUUGGUUAGCUCCCCUUGGAGCGGAUUUCCUAAGAACAGGAUGGGGGAUGUCUACAAAUGUUCUGUCGGCCUGCUAUCAUCACAAUGCAGUAAACUGAGCUUGGCAAGUGCAACUAUUAUCCCAAAUGUAACAGAAGUGAAGGAACAAAUGAACCUUGGGCUAACACUGAUAAGAAAUGAAAAUACUGGUGGAUUUUUAACAUGUGGCCCAUUAUGGGCCCAGCAAUGUGGAAACAAUUUUUAUGCAACAGGGAUGUGUUCUGAUAUUAGCCCAACAUUCCAGGUGGUCAGAAGCUUUUCCCCUGCUCUUCAAACCUGCUCUGCAGUAAUUGAUAUCGCUAUUGUAUGUGACGGUUCAAACAGUAUUUAUCCUUGGGCAGCAGUUCGGAACUUUUUGGAGAAGUUUGUGGAGGGGUUAGACGUUGGACCUACAAAGACUCAGGUGAGCCUAAUACAGUAUGGAAAUUCGCCCAAUGUGAUGUUUAGAAUGAAUCGGUACAAUAAUAAAGAAGACAUGGUGAAAGCUAUAUCUGCUACCUCUCAAAUGGGAGGAGACCAAACAAACACCUUCAAAGCAAUUAACUAUACAAGGCAGUUUGCAUUUUCUGCUGAAUACGGAGGACGUCCAAAUGCCAAUAAAGUCAUGGUGGUCAUUACUGAUGGUGAAUCUCAUGACAACGCAGUGCUAAAAGAAGUCAUUGCACGCUGUGAAAAGGACAAGAUUACCCGAUUUGGCAUAGCGGUAUUGGGGUACUACAAUAGAUACAGCAUUGACAGCAAAAACCUGAUCAAUGAAAUCAAACAAAUUGCCAGUGACCCCAAGGAGAAAUUCUUCUUUAACGUGACAGAUGAAGCUGCACUUUUAGAUAAAGCUGGGACCCUGGGAGAGAGAAUUUUUAGCAUUGAAGGAACCACACAAGGAGGUGAAACCUUCCAGAUGGAAAUGUCACAAGUAGGCUUCAGUGCCCAAUACUCAAAGAACACGAAAUCACUGGUGUUGGGAGCUGUUGGUGCUUAUGACUGGAGUGGCACUGUUGUGCACCAAAAUUCAAACCAGUUUUCUAUUUUCCCCCACAACGCAUUUGAAAAGGUUCUUUAUGACCGAAACCAAAGUUCUUAUCUAGGAUAUUCUGUUGCCGUUCUCAAUGUAGGAAACACUGUGAACUUUGUUGCUGGAGCCCCAAGAACAAAUUACACUGGUCAGGUUGUAGUUUACACCAUUAAUACUAAGGGGAAUGUGACGAUCCUUCAGAUACAGAAAGGAGAACAGAUUGGUUCCUAUUUUGGCAGCGUGUUGUGUGCUGUAGAUGUGGACAAGGAUUCUAUCACAGAUGUAUUGUUAGUAGGAGCCCCCAUGUUCAUGAAUGAGAACAAGAAAGAACAAGGACAAGUGUAUCUAUUUUCCAUCAAUGGGGGAAUUUUAAAUCAGCGUGAACAGUUGGAAGGUCCUGAUAAUCUGGACAAUGCUCGAUUUGGAGCAGCCAUAGCGGCACUAUCCGAUAUCGAUUUGGAUGGUUUUAAUGAUGUUAUUGUUGGAGCGCCUUUAGAAAAUGACGACAGUGGUGCUGUUUAUAUUUACAAUGGAAAGAAAAAUACAAUUAGAACUAAGUAUUCCCAAAAAAUACUUGGGUCCUCAGUUAACACACAGUUGCAGUUUUUUGGAAGAUCAGUUGAUGGACACACUGAUUUAAAUGGAGAUUCCAUAACUGAUGUGUCUGUUGGUGCUUUUGGAAAAGUAGUACAGUUUUGGUCACUGGGUAUUGCAGAUGUGAUUGUAAAAGCAUCAUUUAUCCCAGAUAAAAUAAUUCUCACAAACAAAAAUAGUGAGAUUACUGUAAAGAUCUGUUUUAUUUCAACAUUCAGACCGGCUAAUUCAAAAAUUCAAACAAUGGCUAUCACUUACAAUGCUACAUUAGAUGCCGACCUCUUGUCUUCACGAGUGACAUCUAGAGGGCAAUUUAAGGAGACUGGUGACAGAACUAUAAUGAGGAAUGUUGAUAUUAGCACAGAAGAAAGAUGUUUUGAACACAUUUUUAAUGUUCAGGAGACAUCGGACUCAGAAAAUGCGCUGGCGGUUCGCAUCAAUAUUGCAGCUCAAAAACCAAACACCAGCCCAGUUUUAAACCCUUAUUCAUCUGGUUCGAGUGAAUGGUUUAUUCCCUUUCUAAAAGACUGCGGUGAUGAUGACAUUUGCACUUCAGAUCUUUUACUACAAGUGGAGAGGAAACCAAAGGAUGUAAUAUUACCGUAUGUGGUCAGCGACAAGAACAGACGGCUGCUUUUCCAAGUAACUCUGACAAACAAAAGAAAUCAGGAAAAUGCAUAUAACACAAAGCUGAAAGCUCUUUUCUCAGAAAAUUUGUUCUUUGCAUCUUCAACAACUCCCAGUGAUGGAACAGAGGUGCUGUGCCAAGUUGGAAAUACUCAAGGUUCUGUGACCUGUCUUGUUGAUUUUCCUCUCCUGAAGGCUGGACAAACGGUGACAUUUGACAUUGGAUUUGACUUUAACCUUAAACAUCUUCAGGAUAAAGCAAAUAUAUUCUUCGAGGUCACAAGUGAAAGCAAAGAAGUCUAUGAAGGAGACAAUUCUGUCAACAGAACUAUUCCUGUUCAAUAUGACGCAGGGAUCCACUUAACAAGAUCCUCCAACAUUAACUUCUAUGAAGUCUUCUCUGGAGCCAGUGUACCCUCACGCAUAAACAAUUUUAAUGAAAUUGGACCUGAGUAUAACUUCACAAUAAAAGUCAGUACUGGAACCAUGCCAGUGAGAACGGCAUUCCUAACCAUUAAUAUCCCAGAGUUCACCAAAGGUAACAACCCUCUGAUGUACAUCACCUCAGUGCAGACAGAUCAGGUUAAUGGAAUCACAUGCAAUCCCAAUGUUAAUCCUCUUCAUAUAGGAAAAAAAGAAUAUGCCGCUUCAUUCACUGAGGAGAACCUUAGGCAUGUCCGUGAAUUAAGCUGUGAAAACUCAAAGUGUACCACAUUUAAGUGUGUGAUUAAAGACCUGCAAAUCGGAGAUUACUUUGUGAAUGUAUCUACCAGAAUAUGGAAUGGGACCUUUGCAGCUUCAUCGUUCCAAGCACUGGAGUUGGUAACCAGAGCAAAACUUGAAACUUCCAACCCUGAGUUAUUUCUUGUCAGCAACGAUGAAUUACUGAUUCCACUCACAAUAAUAAAGCCUGGUGAGAAGUCUGAGGUUCCUAUCGGAGUGGUGAUUGGAAGUGCAUUAGCUGGAUUGCUCUUACUUGCUGCAUUAGUGGCUGCUCUGUGGAAGCUUGGAUUUUUCAAAAGAAAAUAUCAAAAACUUCAGAAAACAGAAGAUGAAUUGGCAGAGACUGCUCAACUUAAUUAACUGUCACCCUUACCUUAUUUUUUUGUAAUAAUUUUUACUUCUUGAUGAAAAUGUUUUGUACAAAUGUCUUUAAGGAUUUUUUUUAUUUUCAAAUUCUUGAAUUUUUUUUUUUUUUUUUUUUAAUCAAACUGCAGGGCAGUUUUUGGCAUAGUCUUUUUUAUUAUAUAUCUUGACCUGCUGGAUUGGGGAUCUUUGCUACAAUUUUAUGGUUUAAACUGUUAGUUUUUACACAGUUGGAUAUUUUAUGCAGUUGUACAUUUUGGUUUACAUUUUAGGUAUUUGGGAGUUUCAUUGUUUAGUUUACAAAUGUAUAGUUGCUUUUAUCAGGGGGAAAUAAAACUACAUCAACAUUUACAUUUAUAUAAUGAAGCAAUAGAAAACAUUAAACUGCUUAUUUUAAAAUUUUCAGUGAUAGAGAUGCAUUAAAGUAAUAUUUAUACAGUG